Messenger RNA from Phaeoacremonium minimum UCRPA7, 1509 nucleotides. Its product is annotated as putative mfs sugar protein. Lineage: Eukaryota; Fungi; Ascomycota; Sordariomycetes; Togniniales; Togniniaceae. The coding region runs from base 1 to 1509 and encodes 502 amino acids. The transcript has 6 exons. The record is from RefSeq and is a predicted model, not a curated record. Gene Ontology annotation, biological process: carbohydrate transport; transmembrane transport. Gene Ontology annotation, molecular function: carbohydrate:proton symporter activity. Gene Ontology annotation, cellular component: membrane.
AUGAUGCUCUUCGGUUACGACCAGGGAGUUUUCAGUGGCGUUGUCGUAACCCAGAACUUUCUCGAGCUCCAUGACCUUGUCGGUCCCAGCAGGACUAACGUUCUCGCAACGCUUACUGCCAUCUACGACAUUGGCUGCUUUGUGGGAGCCAUCGUUGCUUUUACCGUUGGCGAGCGCCUUGGCAGGAAGAAGUCAAUUCUCGUCGGAACCGCCAUCAUGUCGGUGGGCACUUUGAUCAAGACAGCGUCUUUCAGUCUGCCCCAGAUGUUUGUUGGUCGCGUCGUACUAGGCAUCGGUAAUGGUAUCAAUACUUCAACGGCGCCAAUCUGGCAGACGGAGACUUCACAAGCGAAGUGGCGCGGCAAGCUCGUCAUUCUUGAGAUGAUGAUGAAUAUCGCCGGCUUCUCUCUCGUAAAUUGGCUCAAUUAUGGCCUGUCGUUCGUGUCAGGCUCCGUGGCAUGGCGCUUCCCUCUCGCAUUCCAAUUUGUUUUCAUCUUUGUCCUGUUUGCCACGGUGCCGUGGCUUCCGGAGUCCCCUCGCUGGCUGAUAGCGCAUGACCGGACCGAGGAAGCCGUCCAGAUCUUAGCUUGUCUAGAGGCCAAGACAAUUGAUGACCCGAUUGUAGCUACCCAAUUCACCGAAAUCGACGACAGCGUUAAAUAUGAGCGUGAACAUUCCGUCAAGUGGAUGGAUCUGAUCCUACGCCGAAACAAGGACCCUAGCGACACCAAAACCCUACGUCGUCUUCUACUCGGGGCAAACACUCAGCUGAUGCAACAGUUCGGCGGAAUCAACAUCAUGUCUUAUUAUCUCCCCACUGUACUAAUUCACUCAGUCGGGUUAUCGGAGAACAUGGCUCGGCUACUCUCUGCCGUCAACUCAGUAACCUAUCUUAUAUUUUCCUCUGCCGCCGUCCCACUGGUUGAGCGAUGGGGCCGUCGUGGGCUGAUGCUCUUAUCUACGGCAGGCCAGUUCUUCUCUUUCCUCAUCAUCACCAUCCUGCUCCGAUUCUCGGAGAACGUCAAUGGGGGCGGGUUUGCUACAGCCUCGAUCCCCUUCUUCUUCCUGUACUACAUUUCCUUCGGCGUAGGCAUGCUUGGAGUGCCCUGGCUGUAUCCUACCGAAGUAAACAGUCUGGCCAUGCGUACGAAGGGUGCAGCGGUUGCCACGGGCACAAAUUGGAUCACCAACUUCGUCAUUGUUGAGAUUACUCCCAUUGGAAUUCAGAAUCUGCGCUGGAAGUUCUGGAUCAUUUUCACGAUUUUCAAUGCAGCGUUCCUGCCCGUGAUCUACCUGCUGUACCCCGAAACUUCAAAUCGGCACCUUGAGGACAUGGACGCGUACUACCGCACGAACCCGCCGCUGAUUGUCGUCAAGGACCAGGAUGCCAUAUGCACCCGCAGGCCACUCAAAUAUGUUGAGCACGAAGACGCAGAGAUUCGACGAAGGCAGCGCGGCAGCAUGGCAGGAUCGGUGAUGGAGGUUGCUGGGACUACCCCCAAGGUUUGA